AUCCUGGUACUUUUCAUCGUUGUCAAGGCAGCCUCAGAGCACGGCUGGCUGACGGAAAGUAGCUGCAGUGUCCUGGCACAAAUAUCUGUCCACAAACGUUCACAAAAACUGUCCCGGAAAGUUAGGUGUAACUAAAAAGGGUACCUGCAUACUGAUGCGAUGACUGAGAGAUUUGGCAGUGGCUCAGCGGAGCAAAAACACCCGGCACGUUGUCAUCAUAUUGGAGGACACCAUGGGAGUUAAUGGCACUUUGUCGUGUGAGAAAAGACUCUGGAUUACAGGGAUGAAUUAAACCAGCUGGACAGGAGACGAGCUGACCACUACUAGCUGACCACUACUUUGAGAUUAGAACUGAUGGGUUGUUCAAGCUGCGGAAAGUAUGCCAAGUGUAAAGGGUAAAGGGGGUUCAACAGCCCAUCGCUACAGGCCCGCCUCGGAGUACGACGACACCACCCUCGCUCAAAAGAGAGAAUACUGGAGGAAUAAAAAGCGGGAGCAGAGGGCCCGACUAACAGAACGGACAGGAAAGGUAAUACAGGACAGACGAGGGGUGUCCAAGGCCCGGCAUCUUACUGCCCCUGCUGCUUCCUCUUCUCCUUUUCAGAAUGAUUUGGAUAAAAAAGUUAAUGUCUCUGGAAGCAAAGUGGGAGAUGGUUCACUUCAAGCCACGGAAAAGGAGAAAUGGCUCCAGACGAUGGAACUCAACAAAGUCUCACCUCAGUUUCUAGGGUCAUGCCGUUCCAGAGCUAGUGUAAAUAGCCAAACAGCGAGGGUGAACAGCACCAUGACCUCAGACAGUGGAGCCCAGAUAAACACCAGCUCCUCAGUGCCUCCAGUUAGAGUGUCCGGAUUUACCAAUAGCACCUCCGCUAUUUCAACACCUCAGCCAUGUGUGUCUAUGCAGAGCGCCUCGGCCCCCAAUCUCCAACGUAAGGCUCAAGUCCCAGUAUGUAUUCAGCCCAAACUCCCACCCACCAAUGUAACCACUAAUAUGAUUCUUGUGUCUUCUCCAUGUGGCCCUGUUUCUGUUAAAACAGAAGAACCUCAAAUUGGAACAAACAGUGCCUUGGUCACCAACCAGAGGGCUAAAGGCGUUUCAUUGGAGUCUGAGGAGGAGAGAGCAGCCAAACGAAGGGAGCAGUGGAGGAUCAAAAAGCGGGAGCAGAGAGCGAAGCUUGCAGCUCGAAUAGCUAAAGCCAGAGAGAGAGCACAGGGCAUGGAGGUGUCAACGCAAACAGCACAAAGAUCACAACACUCAGAGGGCAUGGCUUCUCAUCUUCUUCCACAUCCGUCAUUUACUAAAAGAGGGGGAACCAACUUUGCUACACUUAACCAACAAUUUAAUGUGAGAGUACAGAAUCAGCAUGGGUUCAAGACUGCAUACACAGCCAUCAAACCUAACACUAUAAACGAGAGAAAACCCGUGGAACCAUUGAGAAGGUUUUCAAGUCACCUUUCUAGUGUUACCCGAGGGAUAACACGAUGUAAAACUCCACGACAGAGGUUAAUUGAAGCCCAGAAGAAUUUCAUGAAUCAAAGAAACAUAAGAGUGAAAUCUCCAUCACUUGCUUUCAUCUACAGUAGCAGAAACAUCCCCAGAAUCGACCCAAAUGACACUCCAGAGCAGAUAAUUGCCAAACGGCGAGAGUAUUGGCGGCUCAAAAAGCGCGAGCAGCGAGCUAAGCUGUCAACAGAGAUGAAGGCUCGGUUGAAGGAGAAGGACUCUAUGAUGCGAAGAGUGAAACGUUACCAGAAAAUUCUGGAAGAGAUGAGGAGGGCCAGAGCGAUGAUGCAGUCUGGAGCAAGCACACUCAGCCACGCAUCAGAGACAAUUGGAGGGUUCAUCAAAGAGGACGGAACGGUAACCAGUAACAUUCCAUUAGAUCAUAAUAGAAGGGAAGAGGAAGUACAUGGAGUUUCUAAUAAUACCCCCAUCGAUCACCCUGAUAUCAAACACAGAGGUGAUGUAGCCAUAAGAGUAAACCCACCACCUCCUCCAUUUCACCCAGCUCAGGUGAAAGUCUCUCUUCCACUCACUGGACAGUCAGCCCACAAACCCCCAAGACUUGUGUCAAUCAAACCAAGAACUCAAGUUGAAACCGCUAGUAAUUCACAUUCCUUGUCCAUUAGAACGGUCGGAUCACACCUCACACUUACACAUCCCCAAAAACCACAAAACCCUGGCUCCAGGGAUCCAGCGAUGGGGUCAAACCUUGGAGGCUGUGUCAUGAAAAUGGCCGUUUCUAGCCGCACCCUGUCGCUGUCGACGGCCUGUAUGGAUCCAGGGUUAACAGAGGAGGAGAGGAUGGCCAAGAAGAGGGAGUACUGGAGGGUGAAGAAGCGGGAGCAGAGGGCGGCUCGAGCUGCUCGGCUGAAGCAGGGGAUCUUACAGGCGAGAGCUAACGCCGUCUUGCAGAGAAGGAAGGUGCACAGACUUGCAAGUGCUGCUGCUGUACCACCGAGCAGGAGGUCUGUAAACCACACAGGAAACGCUCAGAGUCUCCCUGACAGCAGAGAGCCUGAUCUGCCACAUGCAAAUGAGAUAAAACAAGAGAGUGAGUCUAUGCCAGCAGUUGACCUAAAUUCUCAACCAGACCAAGCCAUCUGUCCAGAUAUCAAACCCCCAAUCUCCCAAACACCACCUCCAGCGCCUCAGCCAGAGCCUGACCCAGCUCUGAAUCCAGACAGCCAAGCCACAACACUACUCGCUGUGGCCUCUAUGAAGAAGCUGUUAGAGGAAUCACUCAGUACCGUGACCGGGUGUCAAACUGAGCAGACUGAGUUUAAAAUAGAAACGAGUGAGGAGCAUGACACGGGCCCAGAUGUACCUCAGAUCUGUUAUGAGAAGCACGAUGCAGAUUUGACACUACAGAUAAAAAGCUGGCAGGAACAGACACUGGUACAAGAAAGUCCACCAAGCUUGCAUCUCAAAGACUCACCCCUAACAGAGACACCACCUCCUCUUCCUACCCCUGAUACAGUCACCCCACUGCCCACCUCAGAUAACCCACCCCAAACACCAUCCCCCCCGUCUUCACCUCACAGAACCCACAGGCUUCGCUCUAGAAAACAAGGCUAUCAGAACCAUCAGAACUGCAGUGCACCGGAGCCACCAAAGCUACAUCAUCUUCCCACCGAAGCACACCAGCAUCCGUGUGAAGCAGGAGGACAGUACAGAGUGGUAAUGGAACAUAGUGGGAUGAACAGCCUGCAGAAGAAAAGGGAGUACUGGAAGCUGAUGAAGAGGCAGCAGAGGGCCAGGUUAAAGGCCCGGCAGAAGAACCGACUGGAGGGGAACCUCAGAGGGAACGUCCAGUCUGCAGGGUUUGGUCUCAGCAACUCUCCCAAAGGUGCGAGUCCUGCGGUAAAACCAGCCCUCCUGCCCAAACCUUCCAUCUCCUCUGUGACUGCAGUGACCAGUAUCCCCUCCAUCCUGGUCGUCAGCACCACCACCUCCACCGCCCAGCAGCCCGACAUGCUGCAGGUCAAACUCCCCGUCCCCAGCAGAGAGCAGAACGUCAGCUUCGGACCUUCGCAAACUGAUCCUGUGGAAUCUCCUGAAAUUCAAACAAACUGGAGGGUUGACCAAAUGCUGCUAGUAAACAACCAACAAGACACCAUGCCAGUGUCGCAAAACAUAGACUUAGCCCCCUCCCUCCCUAUGCUGAAGCCCCCGGAAAACCCGCUGUCCAGCAUCAACCUGCAGCCCAUCGAGCCUCCUUGUCAAACGUCCACCCUCAGUCCCAUAAAAAUCCCUUGUGUUCAAACUCAGAACGCUACACAAACGCUGCCGUCUCCCACCAAGCAUGUACCCGUAAGCACCAUGGUUCCUCCAAAGCCCAUCCCAGGGGAGUCUGAGGAGGACUUUCUGAAGAGGAAGAGGGAAUACUGGAGGAUAAAGAAGAAGGAGCAGAGAGCGAGGAAGGCCAUCCAGGUGAAGGGCUUCACCUCGAAGAGAACGUCCGACAGCUGGAGGCCCAUCCUGCCUUCACAGGAAGAACCAGCACAGGAAACAAGUCAGUGGUCGAACUCUCCUGAGGAGUCAGAGAACUUAAUUAAUAGUAGCUCAGCAGAUACAGAUACAGAGACAGGAUCCUGUUCCUACCCAAAUUACGCAGCACCAUUAGAAGAUGAGUCCGAUCUCGUGUUUGAGUACGAGAGUCAUAACGGCGAGGAAGGUCCCGCCACGGACGACGUGUGGAGGAACCACUACCUCAUGGACUACGAUCCACUGAACCAACUUCUGGUGUGCAUGGUGUGUGGGGAGCUGCAGUACCAACACAGCCUGGAGGGGGUGAAGGUGCACAUCGAGGACGCCCACCCGGACACUCUGACCCUGGAGCCUGGAGAGAGGCAACGGAUCCUGGAGGCCUGGGACGAGCAGGUGUCCCAGCGCGAACGUUUUUUCACCAGCCAGCUCCAGCAGCACAGCGAGGCCCUGACAGAAGCACAAAAGGACUGAACAGCUGAGAAGAUGACAGCAGGAAAAAAAAAAAACUUCAGUCCACAGGCCAGGAGAGAAAACACUCUGUUUUGUCUUAUUUAUUUAUUAUGUUAUUGUUCUUUUAAAGUCUUCUUUUAGGUAAAUGCUGUAAAGUGAACAUUCACCCAAACAAGAAGCUUUACCUCAUCUCCCACUGGGGACGUCUUAUUAAACUUAUUAAACCAGCUCAAAUGUUUGUCUUGAAAAUCUUUUUAAAGUGUAAAAAUCCUGAAAUGACGGUUAUGGCUGCUAAGAUAAAAGUUCUCACUUUUAAGUCCAAGUUGGAUUUUUAAGUCCAACAUUUGAACUGGUUUAAACAAAUCCUGAAUUGACUGACCUUCUUUUUAGUUGAAUUUACUACUCCUGUUCACAUAAUGUUAAUUGCUGCUUUAAACUUGGCAAUCGUAAACAUUGGUUAGCAUGUCUCCUUGUAAUUUUUUUAUUCCAAUGUGGUGAGAAAACACCUAAAACAGCCUUUUGAUCAUCACAGAACAAUAAAACCCCGACCACUAUGGCCAUAAGGGAUAAUUACAGGUAAAGAGCACACAGAAUUUAAUUUCACGUAUUAGUUAAUUUUUAGAGAAACUGUAGAUUUAUCAAAGCGGGGGUUAAAUUUCAGUGCUCUGUCAUAACCCAGGUGAUAAAUAAAAAUGAUGUUUUUCUUCAAACAGGAAAUUUGUUUUAUAUAUUUGUACAAUAUGGAUCAGUGGACAUUUCGUGACAGAUCUUGUGGCGGGUAUUUUACUUGUAUCUCCUGAACCUUGGUACCAUAGAUGUCAACUGUUUAGGUGAUGGUGAAUUUGGUGACAUUAUGAGGAAGAUUUCACCGUAGGGAAUGAAAUAUUAAAGAUAUAAAGAACGAAACAACAGCUGAUGCAGUAGGAUUCACUCAGAUUACAAUGCGGUGCGAUUCAACACAA
This is a messenger RNA of Sphaeramia orbicularis (orbiculate cardinalfish), 5403 nucleotides long. RefSeq lists its product as uncharacterized. The transcript is spliced from 7 exons. Gene Ontology annotation, biological process: negative regulation of DNA-templated transcription. Lineage: Eukaryota; Metazoa; Chordata; Actinopteri; Kurtiformes; Apogonidae. Bases 380 to 4462 code for a protein of 1360 amino acids. The record is from RefSeq and is a predicted model, not a curated record.